Penicillium malachiteum is the source of this 417-nucleotide messenger RNA. RefSeq names its product RidA family protein. The record is from RefSeq and is a predicted model, not a curated record. NCBI's taxonomy places the organism in Eukaryota, Fungi, Ascomycota, Eurotiomycetes, Eurotiales, Aspergillaceae. Bases 1 to 417 code for a protein of 138 amino acids. Gene Ontology annotation, cellular component: cytosol. Gene Ontology annotation, molecular function: deaminase activity. The transcript is spliced from 2 exons.
AUGUCGCACCUGCAGUAUUACAGCUAUGAGGGCGUUGGGCAGAAGAACAAGAAAGACUUCCUCUACAGCCAAGCUGUUCGUAUUGGUGAUCGAAUCGAAUGUGCUGGCCAGGGUGGCUGGGAUCCAAAGACUGGUGUCUUCCACCGAGAGAUCAACGCACAGAUAGAUCAAGCAUUUGCAAACAUCGACUUAAAUCUGAAGGACGCCGGUGGGAAAGGGUGGGAACAAGUGUUCCGUGUCAACUCCUACCAUGUCCCCAUAAACAAUGAAGCGCUCGAUGCUAUGGUACGGAAUUUUAAACGCUGGAUGCCGAAUCACCAGCCUAUUUGGACUUGUGUUGGGGUGACAAGACUGGGUGAAGAUGAUAUGCGGGUAGAAAUUGAGGUUGUAGCGCAUGAUCCUGAAGGCGCUCGGUAG